AUGUGUAAACAAAGUGACUCAGUAAUAUUACUAAGCGGGGAAGAGAAGAUACGCGUGGAUAGAAAGACAGCGGGAGUAUCAACUUAUAUUCGAAACAUUUUACGAAAUAUUGGGCCAGAUAAAAAUGCGAAAAGUGAAGAUUCACAAACUCUUGAGAUACCGAUAAACAAUGUCGAUACAGAAACGUUAAAGAUAAUAUUAAAAUGGUGUGAGCACUUCAAGGAUACAAACACAUUAACAGCCGAUACAAGUACCACUAUUGGAACCAUGCAAACCGAUUGUGGGAGAGCUGAAGAUUCAGAGAGUGGGCAGGAUAUUGAAUCAGAGGACCGAAUGAGUCCUAUAGAUCCAUGGGAUAGGAAAUUUUUGAAUGUAGACGCCAAGACGCUUCAGUGUAUCAUUAUGGCUGCUAAUUUUCUUGAUAUAAAGCCGUUGCUCAAUGUAUCCUGUAAACUCGUUGCGGAGCUUUUGCGGGGGAAAUCACCAGAGGAAAUAAUCAAUGCUUUCAAAACCUGUUAA
Brettanomyces bruxellensis is the source of this 519-nucleotide messenger RNA. RefSeq lists its product as uncharacterized. Lineage: Eukaryota; Fungi; Ascomycota; Pichiomycetes; Pichiales; Pichiaceae. The transcript has a single exon. Bases 1 to 519 code for a protein of 172 amino acids. Gene Ontology annotation, molecular function: cullin family protein binding. Gene Ontology annotation, cellular component: cytoplasm; nucleus. The record is from RefSeq and is a predicted model, not a curated record. Gene Ontology annotation, biological process: SCF-dependent proteasomal ubiquitin-dependent protein catabolic process; mitotic cell cycle.